UGUGUACAUGUGCGGCUUACUUGAUCAUCAUAUUUAGCUAAUUUUAACGCAUCUAAACCUUUUCUCUUGCAUUUCCUCCCUCCUUCCUCCCUCUGGUUUCUUCUCCUUUCAUUGCAUUUCCUUCUCCUUUCUCUUUCUAGCUUCUUCACCUUCCUUUGCUUCUCCUGUCUCAUCUCUCUUUCAAUCUCUUUCUACUUCUUCUUAAAUGAAAGAAUUCUUCCCAAUUGUCAUCUUCUUCUUCUGCUGUAGAAGAAUAGCUCUUUCGAUCGACCCACUAUUCGAAGCUUGCGAGCCUCGAGACUGCGGCAAUGGCCUCUACAUACGCUACCCAUUUCGGAUCCUUGACCAACCUUCCUACUGCGGCUACAAAGGCUUCGAACUCGAUUGCAAGAACGGAAGGCCUGUCCUCAACAUGUCCAACAACGAUCAUUACUACAUCCAAAACAUAUUCUACGAAAACCAAACUCUUCUGCUCGUAAACAUGGGAUUGCUCGACAGUGAAACAUGCCUGAGACCGACUCACAAUCUAACCGUCGAGAAUAGAUAUUUCAGUGUUAGCUCUGCAACCACCUACCUCUUCUUCUUCUUCAAUUGCCUCAUCUCACUUCCUGAUCGAAUUGGCUAUGAACGAGUAUACACGAUGGAUUGCAUGAACAAUGACAUACAUCACUCUUACGCCACACUUGCUGAUUAUCAAACGGUGAAAUUGAUGAAUUUUACCAAAGAUCAUGAAACAUUGAGUUCGAUGAGUUUUACUGAAACUUGUGAAUCUUGGGCUACUGAACCGGUUAGAGCAGACCCAGAAUUUCUUUAUGGGUAUUCAGAGGCCGGAAAUUAUUCAGAGAUUUUGAAGACAGGGUUCGUUCUGGAUUACGGGAGUGCUAGCAAUUGCAAUGGGUGUGUAGAAUCUGGCGGUCAGUGUGGAUUUAAUGAUACUAUGUCUCAGAUCAUGUGUUUAUGCCCUGAUCGACCACAACUUGGGGCUUGCCCUGCUGAUAAUGAGAAAAGAAGGAAGAUAAGGAAAAUAAUAAUAGGUGCGUUUGGAGCAGCUGGGGGCAUCUUUCUCGUAUGCCUCAUCUUCUUCCUCUCUCGAGUCAUCUCCUCAAUCACCUCUGGACAGAAAUUCUGGCUGGAUAAUCUAAUUUUCAUUUGGAAGAAGAGAACAAAAGAUGCCCACAACGUGGAGGAAUUUCUAAAGAAUUAUGGAUCACUCAUUCUACAAAGAUAUAGGUAUUCUGAAAUCAAGAAGAUAACCAACUCUUUCAAAGACAAACUAGGUCAAGGAGGCUAUGGUGGUGUAUUCAAAGGGACGCUCUUUGAUGGCCGUCUAGUCGCCGUGAAGGUCUUGAAUGAGACCAAGGGCAACGGAGAAGAAUUCAUCAAUGAAGUCGCUAGCAUUGGUAGAACAUACCAUGUCAACAUUGUGACGCUUCUCGGUUUCUGUUCCGAGGGGUCCAAAAGGGCACUCAUCUAUGACUUCAUGCCUAAUGGUUCUCUUGAAAAAUUCAUCUAUGCUGAGAAACCAAGAACAACAAAUCAUACUCUUGGUUGGGAAAAGCUAUACCAGAUUGCAGUUGGCAUUGCUCGAGGACUAGAGUAUCUACACCGUGGCUGUAGCACGCGUAUAUUGCAUUUCGACAUAAAACCACAUAACAUUCUUCUAGACCAAGACUUCUGCCCCAAGAUUUCAGAUUUUGGUCUAGCAAAGCUAUGCCCAACGAAAGACAGUAUCAUAUCUAUGUUGGGUGCUAGAGGGACUGUUGGUUAUAUUGCGCCCGAAGUAUUCUGUAGAAACUUUGGAGGAGUUUCAUACAAGUCUGAUGUUUAUAGCUAUGGAAUGAUGGUGCUAGAAAUGGUUGGAGGACGAAGAAACAUUGAUGCAGGAGUCGAGAAUACGAGUGAGAUAUAUUUUCCACAAUGGAUAUACAAGCGUCUUGAUCUAAAUAACGAUUUGUUACUGCAUGGAAUAGCAACACAAGUGGAAGAAGAAACUGCAAGGAAGAUGAUUAUAGUGGGAUUGUGGUGCAUACAAACGCACCCCACGAAUCGGCCUACAAUAAGUAGGGCUGUGGAGAUGUUGGAAGGAAGCCUGGAAAGCUUGCCGAUGCCACCCGAUCCAGUUCUUUCUUCGCCCUCAAGGCCAGAAUCACAGUCUUCCACAACAACAUGUGCUUCGAAAAUGGUCCCUUUAUUCAGCCCUUCUAUUCUAGUUGAGAUGAUUAGACCUGAUGGUUCGUCUUCAGUUUCUGUAUUAAAUGGUGAAUCCCUGUCAGCUGACCUGGCUCAUGAAUUGAUGGGUAUUCAGGCUGCUUCUCAUUGGCUGCAUAUCGUCCCGUGGGGUAUUCGCAAGUUGGCAAGAUACAUGAAGUAUAACAAUGGAGACCCACCGAUUAUUAUAACUGAAAAUGGUAUUUUCGAAUUCACAGCUUCAGGCGCAUUUGGAUGCUCAAUUCAAUUGAACUGCGAUAUGGUCAAACUUGAAGCAAACAAAUUAUUGCAGUUCAUUUCAAUUGUGCAUACAAACAUGUCUCAACAGUUACAGGGAACAACGCGCCCUACUCACUACCAUGUUUUGCUGGAUGAGAUUGGCUUCUCCCCUGAUGAUCUCCGUGAGCUUGCGCAUUCAUUGUCCUAUGUGUAUCAGAGGAGCACAACUGCGAUAUCAAUCGAAUCUCUCCAGUCCCUCCGAAUGCAAUCACAUCACUUACUAUCUUCCAUCCUUUCCUUCUCCUUCUUCUUACUUGUCUUCCAUGUGCCCACUUCUUCAUCCCAAGCUGAUAAUCCAAACGACAUAUGCGCCCCCUUCAACUUUCGAUGCGGAGAAAUCGAUCACACCAUCAAAUACCCAUUUUGGGUCGAUGGCCGUUCCAGGCAAUGCGCCUUCCCAGGUUACAAUUUCACUUGUCAAGACAAUUCACUUAUGAUACAGAUGCCAUCAGAGACAUACAUUGUUAAGAAUAUCGAUUAUCAAAACAAUAUCCUAACGAUAGUAGACACGGAUUUCGUGAACCAGACGUGUCCAAUAUCAACUAACACAACCAUCGAAUACGGCUACUUCAAUCCUACGGAUCAAGUUCGGAACCUGACCUUGUACUACAAUUGCAUCACCUCCAUUGAGCCAUCUGGAUUUCGCCGACUUCCUUGCUUCGCUGAGCCUAACAAGUUUGCCUACUUCACAGUCCAGACCGAAUUCGACAUGCUUGAUACAUUUGCAGAUUGUGCUAUGAGUGUCAUUUCAAUUCACGAAACGAAUGUUGGUCGACUUGAAGAUGAUCCAAGGGUGUUCAGGGAUGUUUUACAAGAUGGUUUCAACGUGUCGUGGAUCGUCGGCAACAUUUGGUGCAAGCAAUGUGUCAGCUCAGGAGGGCGCUGCGGAUUCAUGGAAGGCCUUUUUGCAGAGCCUACCUGUUAUUGCAAGGACGGAGUACAUACGACCGCGUGCCCAGGUAUAGAUAAUGAGAAAAGAAGAAGGAAUAUACGGCUGAUAGUAAUAGGUGUGUCUGGAGCAGCUGGGGGCAUCUUUCUCGUAUGCCUCUUCUUCUUCCUCUCUCGAGUCAUCUCCUCAAUCACCUCUAGACAGAAAUUCUGGCUGGAUAAUCCAAUUUUCAUUUGGAAGAAGAGAACAAAAGAUGCCCACAACGUGGAGGAAUUUCUAAAGAAUUAUGGAUCACUCAUUCUACAAAGAUAUAGGUAUUCCGAAAUCAAGAAGAUAACCAACUCUUUCAAAGACAAGCUAGGUCAAGGAGGCUACGGUGGUGUAUUCAAAGGGAAGCUCUUCGAUGGCCGUCUAGUCGCCGUGAAGGUCUUGAAUGAGACCAAGGGCAACGGAGAAGAAUUCAUCAACGAAGUCGCUAGCAUUGGUAGAACAUACCAUGUCAACAUUGUGACGCUUCUCGGUUUCUGUUCUGAGGGGUCCAAAAGAGCACUCAUCUAUGACUUCAUGCCUAAUGGUUCUCUUGAAAAAUUCAUCUAUGCUGAGAAACCAAGAACAACAAAUCAUACUCUUUGUUGGGAAAAGCUAUACCAGAUUGCAGUUGGCAUUGCUCGAGGUCUAGAGUAUCUACACCGUGGUUGUAGCAUGCGUAUAUUGCAUUUCGACAUAAAACCACAUAACAUUCUUCUAGACCAAGAUUUCUGCCCCAAGAUUUCAGAUUUUGGUCUAGCGAAGCUAUGCCCAACGAAAGACAGUAUCAUAUCUAUGUUGGGUGCUAGAGGGACUGUUGGUUAUAUUGCGCCCGAAGUAUUCUGUAGAAACUUUGGAGGAGUUUCAUACAAGUCUGAUGUUUAUAGCUAUGGAAUGAUGGUGCUAGAAAUGGUUGGAGGACGAAGAAACUUUGAUGCAGGAGUCGAGAAUACUAGUGAGAUAUAUUUUCCACAAUGGAUAUACAAGCGUCUUGAUCUAAAUAAAGAUUUGUUACUGCAUGGAAUAUCGACACAAGUGGAAGAAGAAACUGCAAGGAAGAUGAUUAUAGUGGGAUUGUGGUGCGUACAAACACAUCCCACGAAUCGGCCUACAAUAAGUAGGGUUGUGGAGAUGUUGGAAGGAAGCCUGGAAAGCUUGCCGAUGCCGCCUGAUCCAGUUCUAUCUUCACCCUCAAGGCCAGAAUUAGAGUUUUCCACAACAACAUGAGCUUCAAGAACAGUUUCGAAAAUGCCCACCUAGAUAAGUGCAGUUCCAAUUGUUGGAGAGGAUUAAAACAUAUGAAAUUAAUGGCUCAUUUUUGCU
This is a messenger RNA of Magnolia sinica, 4726 nucleotides long. RefSeq lists its product as uncharacterized. Gene Ontology annotation, biological process: protein phosphorylation. The coding region runs from base 206 to 4630 and encodes 1474 amino acids. The record is from RefSeq and is a predicted model, not a curated record. The transcript has 11 exons. NCBI's taxonomy places the organism in Eukaryota, Viridiplantae, Streptophyta, Magnoliopsida, Magnoliales, Magnoliaceae. Gene Ontology annotation, molecular function: polysaccharide binding; protein kinase activity; ATP binding.